Messenger RNA from Centrocercus urophasianus (Greater sage-grouse), 492 nucleotides. Its product is annotated as heat shock protein beta-7-like. The record is from RefSeq and is a predicted model, not a curated record. Bases 1 to 492 code for a protein of 163 amino acids. NCBI's taxonomy places the organism in Eukaryota, Metazoa, Chordata, Aves, Galliformes, Phasianidae. The transcript has 3 exons.
AUGGCAUCGCUCAGCUCAGCUGCUACGUACCGUGCUGAGCACAUCAGCACCUACAGCCAGGGGCUGGGUGCCGGCGAGCCCUGCUUCGAGGGGGAGCGGUACCACUACGACACCUUCAGGUACCCAGGUUCCCCGGGCACCGUGUGCCCCUACACUCUGGGCACAUGGGUGCAGGUGCAGGGUGAAACCUACCAGGUGGUGGCCGACGUCAGCCAGUUCGAUCCUCCUGACAUUGUGGUGACCACCUCCAACGGCCACGUUGCCAUCUGGGCUGAGAAGGUGGCAGAGGACGGCACGGUGUGCGACACUUUCACCCACCAGUGCCGGCUGCCCGAGGACACGGACCCUCUAUCGGUGAGCUGUGCCCUGACCGACGCCGGCAUGCUGGUCAUCACCGCCUGGCGCCGUGCCAGUGCCCGUCCCGGUGAGACGCCGCAGCCGCUGUACCGCAGCGAGGCAACACUGAGUGCAGGGACGGCACGGGGACAGUAA